Messenger RNA from Vitis riparia (riverbank grape), 1123 nucleotides. RefSeq lists its product as uncharacterized. The transcript has a single exon. Lineage: Eukaryota; Viridiplantae; Streptophyta; Magnoliopsida; Vitales; Vitaceae. The record is from RefSeq and is a predicted model, not a curated record. The coding region runs from base 287 to 913 and encodes 208 amino acids.
AAUAAACCUCUUUCUAAGUUGUUGGGUCAAGUUCCAUGCAAUGUAUGCCAAAUGUGACACAGUUUUGUUUCUUAGUAUUUUCAAAUUUGAAAAGCAAAAACAUUCUUCUGUUACUUUUUAAAAGCUAAGAGAGGGAAUUAUACAAAACAUGUUUCUGACUUAAAAGGAGAGCCCACACAACCUAGCCGUUGUAGCCUCCAACGGCCAAAUCUCCACCCAUUUAAAUUCAAAACACUCCAUAUCCUUCAGGGCAGUUCAACAUCAAUUUCAGAAGUUCCCAAUCCAAAUGGGUUCCUCUAAGUUCAGAACCCCUUGUUCUUUCCUGAAUCUUCUUCUCUCUUGUUUGAAUUUUAUUCUCUUUAUCCUCUCUUCAGCCUCUCUUGCACCCACCAUCCUCCUCCGAAUGCCCCCAACUUCACUGGGCUGGGCGUUUCUCAUGAUCUCAUGCAUCUCACUCUUCUCCUCCUUUGUUGGUUUUUACUCUCAGCUCACACACUUCUGCUUCAUAACCCAUGUUUCACUUCUGCUCUCCUCUUCCAUGGGCCAACUGCUGGGCAUUUUGGCCUUGUUUACCAGAGAGAAUUCGAGCCUCUCCAUGCUGAAAUCGCCUCGGGACAUGAAGGAGGCUAAGCUUUUAGUGAGGUUGGAAUGUGGGAUUUUAAUGGCAAUGUUUGUAAUGCAAGUGGGGGUGUUGACAUUGACUUGUAUUAUCCACAGCUGUUGGGUAAGAGAGUAUGAGGGGUUGGAGGCCGAGAGAGAGGCAGCGGCGAGGAAGAGGAGUAGGAGGAUUGCGCGUGUGCAGGAGGAGUCCAUGGCAAAUGCAGCAAAAAUUGCAGAGGUAAAAGCCAAGGAGUUUGAUGAGAAGAUGAAAAACAAGUAUGGGCAGUGGGUGAAAACUGAUUUUGAAGGCUGAGGCUAUAGCGACUUAGAUUUGUUUGAGAGUGUGUUCUUCUUUUCUUUCUUUUUCAUUGUUUAUUGCUGUUUGAACUUCUUGGGGUCACUAUGGGGGUGGCCAUUGGCUGUGCAAUGUAGAGAAACAUAGUGUUUUUGGAGAGCAGAGUAAUCUUCCUUCCUUAAUCUGUUCUAUGUUAAAUAAGAUUUAACAAUUCUCUGUUUCUUCUUA